This is a messenger RNA of Camellia sinensis, 1895 nucleotides long. Its product is annotated as putative mitochondrial-processing peptidase subunit beta, mitochondrial. Gene Ontology annotation, molecular function: metalloendopeptidase activity; metal ion binding. NCBI's taxonomy places the organism in Eukaryota, Viridiplantae, Streptophyta, Magnoliopsida, Ericales, Theaceae. Gene Ontology annotation, cellular component: mitochondrion. Gene Ontology annotation, biological process: proteolysis. The record is from RefSeq and is a predicted model, not a curated record.
AUGGCGAUCCGCCACCUCCUAACCCUAGCUCGCCGUUCCCAUUCUCCUCUCACCCACACCCUCCGCCCAUUCUCCACCUCCUCCGCCGUCUCUGCCACCGCACCACCACCACCAACCCCCUCUCCUCCUCCUCCAAACGUCAUGAUCUACGACCGCUUCGCCGAAUCCGUCAAACACAAGCUCAAACAACUCGACAACCCCGACCAUAGGUUCCUCAAGCACAACUCCCCUCACCCAACCCUAACCGAUCACACCUCAAUCCUCGCUACCCCUCUCACCCGCGUCACCACUCUCCCCAACGGCCUCCGAGUUGCCACCGAGUCAACCCUUGCCUCCAAGACCGCUACCGUCGGUGUAUGGAUCGACGCCGGAAGUCGGUUCGAGACCGAUGAGACCAACGGAGCUGCUCAUUUUCUGGAGCAUAUGAUUUUCAAGGGGACUGAGAAGAGGACCCCGAGGGAAUUGGAGGAGGAGAUUGAGAAUAUGGGGGGGCAUUUGAAUGCAUAUACUUCGAGAGAACAGACUACGUAUUAUGCUAAGGUUAUGGAUAAGGAUGUGCCUAGAGCUUUGGAUAUAUUGGCGGAUAUAUUGCAAAAUUCCAAGUUUGAUGAGAAGAGGAUUAGCAGAGAGCGUGAUGUGAUUUUGAGGGAGAUGGAGGAGGUUGAAGGCCAAACAGAGGAAGUUAUUUUCGACCAUUUGCAUGCAACCGCUUUCCAGCACACGCCUUUAGGCAGAACCAUUCUUGGUCCUGCUCAAAAUGUCAGGACUAUCACCAAAGAUCAUCUUCAAAAGUAUAUAUUGACACACUACACUACAUCCAGAAUGGUAAUUGCUGCUUCUGGAGCUGUGAAGCAUGAGGACCUUGUUGAGCAAGUGAAGAAGUUGUUUACCAAAUUGUCAUCGGAUCCAACCACAACUUCUGAAUUAGUUGCUAAAGAGCCGGCAAUUUUUACAGGUUCCGAGGUGAGGAUCAUUGAUGAUGAUAUGCCUUUAGCACAAUUUGCGGUUGCUUUCAAUGGGGCUCCUUGGAUGGAUCCAGAUUCCAUUGCUUUGAUGGUCAUGCAGUCUAUGUUGGGAUCCUGGAAUAAGCAUGCAGGUGGUGGGAAGCACAUGGGUUCUGAGCUUGCACAGAGGGUUGGCAUAAAUGAGAUUGCUGAGUCCAUGAUGGCAUUUAACACCAACUAUAAGGACACUGGUCUUUUUGGCGUUUAUGCCAUUGCUAAGCCUGAUUGUGUUGAUGAUUUAGCCUAUGCUAUUAUGUACGAGCUGAGCAAGUUAUGUUAUCGAGUUUCGGAAGCUGAUGUUACUCGUGCUCGUAACCAGUUGAAAUCUGCUCUGCUGCUUCACUUGGAUGGAACCAGUCCUAUUGCUGAAGAUAUUGGGCGCCAGCUACUUACAUAUGGACGAAGAAUCCCGUACGCAGAAUUGUUUGCCAGGAUCGAUGCUGUUGAUGCUAGCACUGUCAAACGUGUUGCAAACCGUUUUAUUUUUGACCAGGAUGUUGCCAUUGCUGCCAUGGGGCCUAUCCAGGGUCUACCCGAUUACAACUGGUUUAGACGCAGGACCUACUGGCUCCGUUACUAGGUUCUUUUCUUCUGUUGGGUUUUCUUCUUUGUUUUUGCUCACUGUUUAACCUUCUCAAAUCAAAUUGUCUAAAAAAAAUCUUGACAGGCCCCUUUGAGGGUGGCCUUUUUAUUUAUCUUUUUUUUCUGGAUUUUCUUUCCUGUAAUAUGCCUCCAUCAGUCGAAAAUAAAUAUAUGCUGGAUUCAGUUAUUUGAGCCAAGGGAGAUCCAAUUGUAUUCCAUCCCAUCAAGUUGGUUGUAGCCAGGCAGGCAUUGAACGUUUGAUUGUUUUUGAGAUGCCGCUCUCCUGUAAUUAUUCAAAUAGUCUGCUGA